GUGAGUGUGUGUGUGUGUGUGUGUGGUCUGCUUCGUCUGCUUCCUGCUGCUGCUCUACACACAUCGUCCGUCUCGUCAGUGUUGGUCGUUAACCAUGGCGGAAGGACGCAGAGAACAGCAGCCACAUCCCCUCUUCUCCGUUCCACCGGCCAGCAAGAGACCCUGCCUGCGCCCCGCUCCUCGGGGUCCAGGGCCGGGGCUCGGACACGGAUGUGGGGUACACAAUGCCCGGUACCGUUCCCCGGAGUCCCUCUUGGACUGUGCGGCGAAGGCAGUUGCGGAGAAGUGGGCCUUCGAGAGAGUGGAGGAGCGCUUCGAGCGGAUACCCGAGCCUGUCCAGCGCCGUAUCGUGUACUGGUCUUUUCCCAGAAACGAAAAGGAAAUAUGUAUGUACUCGUCGUUUCAGUGCCGAGUCGCCGGCGACGAGGCUCCGGUGGCGGCUGCCGGCAGCGCCGGGUCUGGAGCGGUACCAGCCACCACCGCUGCUGCGUCUGCUGCUGGAUCUACCACCGGGACGACGGCGACCGCAGGGGCAGCAGGGACAUUAGGAACCGGAGACGGACUACCUUUCCGCCGUGGCAUAAGGCUGUUGGAAACGGGAUGUGUUGAAAACGUUUUACAAGUCGGGUUUCACCUCAGUGGCACUGUCACGGAACCCACGACGUCGUCAGAACCAGCGGUCACACACAAGGUGGCCAUCAGCUUCGAUCGCUGUAAGAUAACGUCCGUCACCUGUGGUUGUGGGAAUCGGGAUAUAUUCUACUGUGCACACGUGGUGGCGCUCUCUCUGUACCGGAUUCGCAAGCCUGAGCAGGUGAAGCUGCGGCUGCCCAUCUCAGAGACGUUGUUCCAGAUGAACAGAGACCAGCUGCAGAAGCUGGUCCAGUAUUUGAUAACAGCCCACCACACUGAGGUGCUGCCCACUGCCCAGAAACUGGCGGAUGAGAUCCUGUCCUCCAACUCUGAGAUCAACCAGGUCCACGGUGCACCAGACCCCACCGCUGGUGCCAGUAUUGAUGAUGACAACUGUUGGCAUCUGGAUGAGGAUCAGGUCAGAGAACAGGUCAAAGAGUUCCUGUCCCAGGGAGGAUACUACGGCUCGGGGAAGCAGCUCAACUCCAUGUUUGCAAAGGUGCGGGAAAUGCUAAGAAUGCGAGACUCCAACGGUGCACGAAUGCUGACCCUCAUAACAGAGCAGUUCAUGGCCGACCCGCGACUCUCGCUGUGGAGACAACAGGGCACAGGCAUGACUGACAAGUGUCGGCAGCUCUGGGAUGAGCUGGGUGCAUUGUGGGUGUGUGUAGUGCUGAACCCUCACUGCAAAAGUGAGGAGAAAAGCUGUUGGCUAAAGCAGCUGAAAAAGUGGGGGGACAUGGACGUCUGUCCCCUGGAGGACGGUAACUACGGCAGUGAGCUUCCCAACAUCACUAACGCUCUGCCUCAGAGCAACCUGGCACAAGACUCUUUGUCCAGGCCCAGAAGGACGGUGUUCAGCCGGGCCGUGGAGGCCUGUGACCUCCACUGGCAGGACAGCCACCUCCAGAGAAUCAUCAGUAGUGACUACUACAUGUCUCCAGCCUAUCAGAGGGAGGGAGAGAAUCUGCUCUUCAACCCUCAGGGUCUGCCUCUCUGGCUUGACCAUGUUCCUACAGCAUGUGCCCGUGUGGAUGCCUUGCGUUCCCACGGUUACUCCAGGGAAGCCCUGCGCUUGGCGGUGGCCAUCAUCAACACGCUGCGCCUACAACAGCAGAGACAGAUGGACAUCUACAAACACCAGAAGAAAGAGCUUCUCCAGAGGGGAGUGACAUCCACCACCAACCUUGAAGGUUGGGUUGGCCACCCCUUAGAUCCAAUUGGCUGCCUGUUCAUCACACUCACUGAGACCUGCCGCAUCGAUGAAGACAUCAGUAUGAACACAAGAGAGGGAGAGUCCAGACCUCCGGUGUACCAGCACGUCCCAGUGUGGGGAAGUCCUGACAGCGGGGAGUCCUACCUGACCCUAGCCUUGGAGGUGGCUCUGAUGGGAAUGGGCCAGCAGAGGAUAAUGCCAGAGGGUCUUUAUGCCCAGGACAAGGUGUGUCGCAACGAGGAGCAGAUAGUUGCCAAACUCCAGGAGCUGGAACUGGACGACCUCCUUGUUCAUACUCUUAGGAAACAGGCCAUACAGCUGCUGGAUGCUGGUCCAUUUAGUGGCCUGGGUGAGGUCAUCCACAGGGAGAGCGUUCCCAUGCACAUUUUUGCCAAGUACCUCUUCUCUGCCCUGCUGCCCCACGAUGCAGACCUGGCCUACAAAGUGGCCCUGCGUGCAAUGAGGUUACCGGUGUUGGAGUCGUCGGCGGGCUCGGCCGACGUGGGCCACCCUCACCACAGUAUCUCCAUCGUACCAAGUAGAUACCCACGUUGGUUCACACUGGGGCACCUGGAGUCACAGCAGUGUGAGCUAGCCUCCACCAUGCUAACUGCUGCUAAAGGUGACAUGCUGAGGUUGAGGACUGUUCUAGAAGCCAUCCAAAAGAACAUCCACUCUUCUUCUUUAAUUUUCAAACUGGCCCAGGACGCCUUCAAGAUAGCCACACCUGCAGACAGCCAGCCUGACAUGACUCUGCUCAACGUGGCACUAGAACUGGGCCUGCAGGUGAUGAGGAUGACUCUGUCCACACUCAACUGGAGACGGAGGGAAAUGGUCCGCUGGCUGGUGACCUGUGCCACUGAAGUCGGUCUUCGAGCGCUGGUGAGCAUCUUGCAGAGCUGGUACACUCUCUUCACGCCGACCGAGGCCACAAGCAUCGUUGCGGCCACCGUCAUGUCCCACAACACCAUCCUGCGCCUCAGCUUGGACUACCCCCAACGUGAAGAGCUGGCGAGCUGCGCGAGGACCCUGGCCCUUCAGUGUGCCAUGAAGGACCCUCAGAACUGCGCUCUGUCUGCUCUGACCCUCUGUGAGAAAGACCACAUUACCUUCGAGACAGCCUACCAGAUCGUGAUCGACGCGGCGUCCACAGGAAUGACGUAUUCACAGCUCUUCACCAUCGCCAGGUACAUGGAGCACCGGGGUUACCCGCUGCGCUCCUUCAAACUGGCCUCCCUCGCCAUGACACACCUAAACCUGGCGUACAACCAGGACACGCAUCCGGCCAUAAACGACGUGCUGUGGGCCUGCGCGCUCAGCCACUCUUUGGGUAAAAACGAGCUGGCAGCCAUUAUACCCCUGGUGGUGAAAAGUGUGCACUGCGCUACCGUGCUGUCUGACAUCCUCAAACGGUGCACCAUGACAGCGCCCGGUCUUGCCGGCAUCCCCGGCAGACGGAACUCUGGGAAGCUGAUGUCCACGGACAAGGCGCCGUUGCGGCAGCUUUUGGACGCCACGAUCUCGGCGUACAUCAACACCACGCACUCUCGACUGACUCACAUCAGUCCACGGCACUACGGAGAGUUCAUAGAGUUCCUGAGCAAAGCAAGGGUCACCUUCCUGCUGGCACAGGACGGCCACAUCCAGUUUGCCCAGUUCAUAGACAACCUGAAACAGAUCUACAAGGGCAAGAAGAAACUGAUGAUGUUGGUCAGGGAGCGCUUCGGCUGACCUUCACCAAGACUCAGUCAGUGGGAUGUUUUUAUUUUGUUUAGAUUAUGUGUAUUUUGUUUUCCUGUGUCGAGCCAUUCAAUGACUAAGUUAUGUUUUUAUUCCAGUUUGGUUUUGUUUCUUGAAUGUGAACCGGCGAGUGUUUGCAGUUUGUUUUUCUCCACUAUCAUGACCACAGAAGAGGAACGUGACGCGUAAAGAAACGUUAAGAAAAAAAACAAAAGGCAAUUCCCUCAAUAAUUAAUGUUUUAUAAAUAUAUAUAAAUAUAUAAUAUAAAAAGAUCAAAAGGUUGUGAAGAGAAAAGAAAAGAGAAGAAGUUCUGGUGUCGUGCUUUGGCACAGGAAACCAAAUGGUUUUGUUGGUUUGGCUUCAUUGUUUUUUAUUGUUUUGUUUUUUUUUAACAUUCCAAACAGAGAGAAACCACUGAGGUGGAAACACACCCAGUGUUGCCCCCAUACCUCAGCUGUAUUACCUGUGAGGUCUGACCACUCGCAACAUAACUUCUCACACACACACACAAACACACCUGUGAGGUUGUUUCUCCCAUUUACUGCUGUCUGUUUGUGAUUAAACCCGGAGAGUCUCAGUGAUGCAGAGUCAAAAAGUUCAUUUAAAAAAACUCUUUAUUUAUUAACAUGAACUAAACUAAUUUUGUUAACAAUUUUACAAGUCAACACUUGUAAUAUUUAAAAGAAAUCGAUGGACAUGUUUUAAAAGAACUUUUUUCACCUACUCUUGUAUCACGUGAGCUAACUUCAUUUUUACAGUUGAAGUCUGCUUCAUGUUGGUUCUGAUUCAACAACAUCAUCUUUGAAAAAAAAAAACAUUGGGACGAGUCGUGACCUUGUUUCAGCAACAGUGGAAGUUUAACUGUGAUUUUUGCAAGAAAAAAAAAUUGGAUUUAUGAGUAGGUAAAUCGUUCACACUAAAUAGACCACGGGUGUGAAUGUGAGUGUGAAUGGUCUCUGUAUGUGGCCCUGUGGACCCCCCCCCCCCCCCCCAACCAGGUCCCUGGUAGGAAUUAGAUAGAAGACGAUGAGUGAAUGAAAGACUUGUUUCAACAUUAACUCCUGACCACCGUAGUUUUUUUUUUUUGUUUGUUUGUUUUUUUUUGCACUUCCUCCAUCGUUGACACACUUUCCUAAAGUAAAGUUCUAAAGACUUUAACUUCCCUCUGGCCGAGCGACUCUUCUAACACGGGCCUGUAGUCACUGCAGCCACUGGUUGACAUUGUUCCAGACUGUGAAUGUGGAGAUGAUGUUUGUCAACACCUCCAUUUGUCACCCAGUGACGGGGAAUUGUUUGACGAGAGCUUGAAUAUUUACCGGUGGAUGUACAGGCACUUCACCUCAAUACCUCUUUACAACGUUCCUGUUCACCUCAGAUUUUAUUAGUUGUUUUGAAGAAGAAAAAAAAGAAAAGAAAAAAAAAGAAUUUCCAUACACACAGCAGAGCAGCAGUCAACGGAGGACAGGAGGAAGAGACAAUCCUGAUUCUGAAUGGAGAAGUGUGUGUUUGUUAAGUUAGUUAGUUAGUUAGUUAGCUGGUUAGUUAGUUAGUUCAGUCUACUGUAACAUUCCACAGACCCACUACACCGGCCUUCAGCCACAGCUCUGUGUUCUGAUUUUGAUCCGAAGACGUGUGUCGAGUUAGAGAAAGGUCAGGAGGUCGUUUGAGCAGCAGAAAUAAGACAGAGAGACAGACAGACAGAGAGAGAGAGAGAGAGAGAGAGGGGCUAACCUCACUUCUCAGGGACAUCACUUAGAGAAACAAAACAAAAAAAAUAGUAGCAGUAAGCAUUUAAGAUAUUGUAAAUAUGAAAGUGUCAAUUCAGAAAAUUGUAAAGUUAUAAUUAUUUAUGAUACCUAUGUUAUGUGUUUUUUUUUUUUACUUAUUUGUUUUUUGUUAUCUUAAAAGGGUGUACUUGAAUUAUUUUGGACAGGGAAUUUGACGACUUCAUUUUUAAGGUGCUCCUCUGAACAUUUCAUUUACUCACUUUGUUUUUACUCUGAUUAUCGUUUGAUUUGUGUGAGUGUGUGUUUAUUUUUAAAAUAAUUUCCUAAGAAAUUAAAAAGAAAAAGGUUUUUCCAAAAAGAGGCGUGUCAUUCCGACUGGAGGAUCGUGGGUAAAGUAUUUGUUUGUAUGUACUUAGACUAUGCACAACCACUGGGAUGUUCCUGUCCUCUGAACAACAGAACUUUCUUUAAAACAUUCUGACGGAUCAUGUUUGGAACCCAUUAAACAGUCACUGCAAACUUUUAGGUGUGUGUGUGGGGGGCGGGGGGAUGCCUUUCUGACUGAUUAAUGUACAAAGUUUAUUUUUUUGGGUGUGUUUGAAUCAGGACUCAAGCCUUCAGUGUCUUCUCAGAGGUGUUGUGUUGUGUGGUAGCAGUUCGUGGAGACUGAACAACACUCCAGUGUCAGAGACAGAAACAGAAUGGUGUGAACAACACAGAUCAUCUGUGAACAGACUUUUUAUUUUUUGUGUAACUUCAUUUUGCUCAUUGGCGAAAUCCUGACUCCUUGAGACCUGAAAACGGCCCGUGGUCACGUCGUCUCACUGUGUCUGUCUUCUCCCCUUGUCCUUUGUACAUUUGGAGCAGAUGUGAGGGCUGUCAGCAUUAGAGCAGCUUUUAGAGUCCAAAUGUAGGUGCAGGCUUUUCAACAUUACUGUUUAUCCAGAUAAUUGGAACAAGAAAAAUAUUUGACUAAAUCCCGUCUGACUGAGGAGCAAGAUGAGCUGCUCCUCCUUCACUGUUCUGUGUCUACAAGUCAUUCCCUAACCCAUGUCUUCUUUCUUCUUCCUUUCCUUCGCUCAGACAGUAAUAUCUUCUAGUAGAGUUCUAGUCUUACUGUUUCCCACUUGGUUCUGUUUGGGUUUUUGUAACUUGAGGGAAAAUGGAAAGCAUUUGUUGCCUCCUUUGUGCUACUGAUGUUGAAAAGGUAUUUCCAGUAUUUGUUGCCACAGAAGUAUGACAUCUUAUCGACAUUUGUUUCUGAUUUUUUUUUUUUUUGUAAUUUCUUUGUGUGAUUUCUUGAGCUACUGUCUAUAAAACAAAAA
Molecule: messenger RNA, 6642 nt
Organism: Cynoglossus semilaevis (tongue sole)
Lineage: Eukaryota; Metazoa; Chordata; Actinopteri; Pleuronectiformes; Cynoglossidae
Gene: zswim5
Product: zinc finger, SWIM-type containing 5
Exons: 16
Coding region: 95-3580 (1161 amino acids)
Cellular component (GO): Cul2-RING ubiquitin ligase complex
Source: RefSeq, a predicted model, not a curated record